This is a messenger RNA of Epithele typhae, 993 nucleotides long. Its product is annotated as Metallo-hydrolase/oxidoreductase. The record is from RefSeq and is a predicted model, not a curated record. NCBI's taxonomy places the organism in Eukaryota, Fungi, Basidiomycota, Agaricomycetes, Polyporales, Epitheliaceae. The coding region runs from base 1 to 993 and encodes 330 amino acids. The transcript is spliced from 2 exons.
AUGUGCAAGGCGCUCUUCGAACCCGCUGCCGCACCCCAAAGCCCCCCUUCCACCGACGACACCGCCAGAGCGCCGACAUCGGACGGGAACAAGAGCGCGUUCGCCGCGCGCCGGCUCACGCCCUCGACGUUCCUCAUCGUCGAGGUCGACGACGUCUUCGACGAGCACCCCUUCAUCUACGCGAAGCGCGUCCCCGCCGCCCGCACCCUCGUCCUCCUCGACACCGGCUGCGGCGGGCGCACGCGCCGCCCCGACGUCGAGCUCACCCCCCUCCGCGUGUUCGUCGAGACCGCGCCCGUCGCCGACAACGGCGGGCGGCCGCUCAACGCGCGCGGGGCGUGGGCGUACGUCGUCGUCCUCAGCCACUGCCACUACGACCACAUCCUCGGGGUGGACCAGUUCGCGCACGACUCGCCCGUGCUUGUGUCCGCGCACGACCCCACGUUCCUCUCGCCCGCGAACCUCCCCACGCACUCCCUCUGCGACAGCCUCGGCCUCGAGUCACCUUCCUUCACUCCGUCCCUCACCCCGGACCGCGCGCAGCUGGUGUCGAAGGACGGAGUGUCGCUCGGGCUGACGCUGCUCCACACCCCGGGCCACACGCCGGACGAACUUGCGCUGUGGGACGAGGGGGACGGGAUGCUCUAUGUCGGGGAUACGCUGUACGAGGACGCGCACAUCAUCUUUCCGAACGAAGGAAGCAUCGUGCAGUGGUUCGCGAGUGUGGAUGGGUUGACGGCGAUGCUUCAGAAGUCGGGGAGAGCAGAGACGGCGAAGAUCAAUUGCGGGCACAAGACGGCCAUGGGGGACGCGAUGGAGGUGUUGAGGACGACGAAGGCGUUCAUGCGAGAUGUCAUUGAUGGAAAGGAGAAGGUCAAAAACAAGAUGACAAAGCGGGGCGAGGAACAUGUGGAGUAUGUGCAGGACGGGGGCAGGUAUAGCUUGAUAUGCCCGAAAAGACUCGUGGAGGAGGCUAGAGUAGCAUGUUUGUGA